Messenger RNA from Acomys russatus (golden spiny mouse), 2889 nucleotides. RefSeq names its product Kruppel-like factor 18. The transcript has a single exon. NCBI's taxonomy places the organism in Eukaryota, Metazoa, Chordata, Mammalia, Rodentia, Muridae. The record is from RefSeq and is a predicted model, not a curated record. The coding region runs from base 1 to 2889 and encodes 962 amino acids.
AUGGCAAGUCAGCCCAGAGCCAGGCGUUCCUGCUGUCCCCAAGUGUCCUCUGAACGCUCUAUCCUGCGAAGAAUUCUUACUUAUGAGUUAACAACAUAUCCUGAAAAAGACCAGUACACGGCCCUUGCAGAGCCAGCUGGGGCUGUUCUCAUAAACCAAGAAGCUAUGCCUGCGGAUCAGGUGACAUCUACAGCAAGCUCUCAGCUGACAGGUGACAAUGAUAGCGCCGAGCCAUUACUCCCUGAUUGCCAGAAGACAACAGUCAUGGAAAGCAAGGUGAUAGUCUCCAAUGAAGGCAGCCAGAUAAACACCCCCUGUGGUAAUCAGCUAGCAACACCUCUAGAAGGCCAGGAGAUGAGCUCCAGUGAUGACAAAACCUCAAGUGAGGACAGUCGAAACACUUCUGGGGGUGACUCGGCCUCCAGCAUUGACCAUACUUACCACCUCCAUAGUGACCAGAACAGCAGUGGCAGUCAGAUGAGAACUGCCAGUGGUGAACAGACCAUCUGUAGUGAUCAGGUGACAAUCGGUGGUGACCAGACCAUCUAUGGAGAUCAGGUGACAACUGGUAGUGACCAGACCAUCUAUGGAGAUCAGGUGACAACUGGUAGUGACCAGACCAUCUAUGGAGAUCAGGUGACAACUGGUAGUGACCAGACCAUCUAUGGAGAUCAGGUGACAACUGGUAGUGACCAGACCAUCUAUAGAGAUCAGGUGACAACCGGUAGUGACCAGACCAUCUGUAGAGAUCAGGUGACAACUGGUGGUGACCAGACCAUCUAUAGACAUCAGGUGACAACCUACGGUGACCAGACCAUCUAUAGAGAUCAGGUGACAACUGGUGGUGACCAGACCAUCUAUAGAGAUCAGGUGACAACCGGUGGUGACCAGACCAUCUAUAGAGAUCAGGUGACAACCGGUGGUGACCAGACCAUCUAUAGAGAUCAGGUGACAACCGGUGGUGACCAGACCAUCUAUAGAGAUCAGGUGACAACCGGUGGUGACCAGACCAUCUAUAGAGAUCAGGUGACAACCGGUGGUGACCAGACCAUCUAUAGAGAUCAGGUGACAACCGGUGGUGACCAGACCAUCUGUAGAGAUCAGGUGACAACUGGUGGUGACCAGACCAUCUAUAGACAUCAGGUGACAACCUACGGUGACCAGAAAGCCAGUGGAAGUCAGAUGAGAACUGCCGGUAGUCACCAGACCAUCUAUAGGCAUCAACUGACAACUUAUGGUGACCAGAAAGCCAGUGGGAGUCAGAAGAGAACUGCCAGUGAUGCCCAGACCAUCUAUAGACAUCAGGUGACAACCUAUGGUGACCAGAAAGCCAGUGGAAGUCAGAAGAGAACUGCCCGUAGUCACCAGACCAUCUAUAGGCAUCAGGUGACAACCUAUGGUGACCAGAAAGCCAGUGGGAGUCAGAUGAGAAGUGCUGGUGGUGACCAGACCAUCUAUAAACAUCAGGUGACAGCCUAUGGUGAUCAGAAAGCCAGUGGAAGUCAGAAGAGAACUGCCCGUAGUCACCAGACCAUCUAUAGGCAUCAGGUGACAACUUAUGGUGACCAGAAUGUCUACAGAAAGAAGAUGAAAACUCUCAGUGGUGGUCAGACCUAUGAUAAGGGUCAAAUGACAUUCUCCAGUGGUAGCCAGCCUUUCUAUGGAAGUCAGAUGACAAAUCUCAGUGGGGACCUGAUCAUAUCUGCAGGUCAGACCAUACCACCUGACACCAACCAGACUCUCUAUGGGAGUCAGAUGGCAUCCCUCUAUGGCAACCAAACUCUCUAUGGUGGUCAAAUGACAAACCCCAAUGAUGACCAGACCUUCCAUGAGGGUCAGACAAUGCCCCGCCAUGGUAACCAAGUGGACUAUAGAAGUCAGAUGACAGCCCACAGUGUUGACUACACCUACUAUGCGAAACAGAUGACAUCCUAUGAUCAUAACCAGACUCUCUAUGGGGGUCAAAUGUCAAUGCUAGAUGGUAACAUGGCCUUCUCUGAAGGCCAGACAGCAACCCCCAGAAGUGAUCCAACCUUCUGUGGCAUGAAGAUGACAACUCCCAAUGCUGACCCAACCUUUCGUGGCAUGCAGAUGGCAACCCCCAACGCUGACCCAACUUUGUGUGGCAUGCAGAUGGCAACCCCCAAUGCUGACCCAACCUUCUAUGGCAUGCAAAUGGCAACCCCCAACGCUGACCCAACCUUCCAUGGCAUGCAGAUGGCAACCCCCAACGCUGACCCGACCUUCCAUGGCAUGCAGAUGGCAACCCCCAACGCUGACCCGACCUUCUAUGGCAUGCAGAUGGCAACCCCCAACGCUGACCCAACCUUCCAUGGCAUGCAGAUGUCAACCCCCAACGCUGACCCGACCUUCCGUGGCAUGCAGAUAGCAACCCCCAACGCUGACCCGACCUUCCGUGGCAUGCAGAUGACAACCCCCAACGCUGACCCGACCUUCCGUGGCAUGCAGAUGACAACCCCCAACGCUGACCCGACCUUUCGUGGCAUGCGGAUGUCAACCCCCAAUGCUGACCCGACCUUCCGUGGCAUGCGGAUGGCAACCCCCAACACUGACCCGACCUUGCGUGGCAUGCAGAUGUCAACCCCCAAUGUUGACCCGACCUUCCGUGGCAUGCGGAUGUCAACCCCCAACGCUGACCCGACCUUCUGUGGCAUGCAGACAGCAACUCCCAACACUGACCCAACCUUGCGUGGCAUGCAGACGUCAACUCCCAAAGCUGACCCGACCUUCAGUGGCAUGCAGACGGUAGCCCCCAAUGCUGACCCAACCUUUGGUGGCAUGCAGACGGUAACUCCCAAUGCUGACCCAACCUUUGGUGGCAUGCAAAUGGCAACCCCUAACGGUGACCAGACCUUUCAUGUCAUGUAG